Molecule: messenger RNA, 1316 nt
Organism: Annulohypoxylon maeteangense
Lineage: Eukaryota; Fungi; Ascomycota; Sordariomycetes; Xylariales; Hypoxylaceae
Product: mitochondrial carrier
Exons: 3
Coding region: 1-969 (322 amino acids)
Cellular component (GO): peroxisomal membrane
Molecular function (GO): NAD transmembrane transporter activity; ATP transmembrane transporter activity; FAD transmembrane transporter activity
Source: RefSeq, a predicted model, not a curated record
AUGGCGUCGACGAAACCCGCCAUCCCCCAGAACGACAACGUCGCGCACGCCCUCGCUGGUGCUGGCGGCGGAAUCCUUUCUAUGGUCCUAACAUACCCCUUAAUAACGCUUUCAACGCGCGCACAAGUCGAGUCUAAGCGAGCCGAGACAGCCUUCCUAGCCGCUGUGCGGCAGAUCGUCGCACGCGAGGGCGUGGCCGGGUUAUACGCGGGACUCGACAGCGCGGUGUUCGGUAUCAGCGUGACCAACUUUGUAUACUAUUACUGGUACGAAUGGACGCGGGGCUCUUUCGAAGCGGCCGCUACCCGCACAGGCCGCGCCUCCAAGAAGCUGACGACCAUCGAGGCCAUGAUUGCCGGUGCAAUUGCUGGAUCCGCUACCGUCAUCCUCACGAAUCCUAUCUGGGUCGUCAACACUCGCAUGACCACGCGCAAGGGACAACUUGAGGAAGAGCAAGAAAAGGCCGGCGCGGACACCGCUAUCGUGGAGAAGAAGAAGCCGACCACUAUAGGUACGCUGAUGGCGCUGCUACGAGACGAGGGCCCGCAAGCCCUGUUCCGUGGCGUUGUCCCGGCACUCGUUCUAGUUAUCAAUCCCAUCCUACAAUACACGUUGUUCGAACAGAUGAAGAAUGCCUACGAGCGCCGGCGCAAGCACAAUGUAACCCCGACCGUUGCCUUCUUCCUCGGCGCCAUCGGAAAGCUUUUCGCCACUUCUAUCACCUACCCUUACAUCACCGUUAAGAGCCAGAUGCACGUAGCCGAUGAUGGCCAGAAACGCGAGGGCAUGACGCAAGCUAUUCGACGCGUCAUCAAGGAGGAGGGCUACGCCGGUCUAUACAAGGGCAUUGGCCCCAAAGUCACCCAGAGUGUUCUUACGGCAGCCUUCCUUUUCGCCUUCAAGGACGUCCUCUACGAGCAGACCAUUAAGCUCCGAGGCUCCGUGGCGAGAAAGGCUAUCAAGGCGUAAAUGUCUAGAUGUUUGGUAAGUGGAAAGAAGCCUCUACACAAAUUCUAGAUAUCAAGUUCGGCUUUAAAUCUGUAUAUAUUGUAUGACCUUGUACCACCUGGAUGGUUGUGGCGUUGUAGCCGUCCUGCUUUGUCUUAUUCGUCGUCGGCAUGACUGGAAUGCAGGAAGAAAUCUCUCGCCUUUUGCAAGUGGGAUGAAAAGUUUUGCGCAAAGAACUACGAAGGGAACGAGAAGGGAGAAACCAUAUUUGUAUACCUCUAUGAGAGUUCCGUGCUUAAAAAGUCACUGAGCAACCAAUACCCUUAAAUAUAUCUUUCGUCAAAUUGGCACAUUGGAUUAACCUAUAC